AUGCAUUACUUUCGCACGAGCGAGAAGCUGUCGGCGCACAGCGAGGAUUGCGGUAAGCUGAACGAUUGCGCGAUCGUUCUUCCCGGCGAGGACGACAGGUGGCUGGAAUUCGAUCAUCAUUCGAGAAAGGAGCGAAUUCCGUUCGCGGUGUACGCCGAUCUGGAGUGCGCGUUGGAGAGGAAGGAAGGGGACGAGGGCGGGAGAACCAAGAAUACGAGAAUCGUUCAGCAUCACAGAGUUCACAGCGUGGCCUAUUACACGCAUUGCUCCUUCGAUGAUGCCGCGUCGGCGUACGGAUCUUAUCGCGGCGAGGAUUGCGUCGCGUGGUUCGUGCGCGAGCUGCGCGAUCUGGCGCUUCGCGCGAAGGUCGCCCUCGACGCCGUGGAUGUGGCUAACGCGUAUCCCGACAGCAUCGAGUUGUUGCCGGUGACGAAGGAAUCGUACAUAGCUUUCUCGAAGACCGUUCGAGAUACCGCGGCGGCGGCGGAGGGAGACGGGGGAAAUGCCGCGCGUUCCAGAUACGUCAAAUUACGAUUCGUGGACUCGUUCAAGUUUUUAGGCGCCGGUCUCGAUAAGCUGGCGUCGUAUCUCGACGAGAACAAACUGACGAUCACGCGAGGCGAGUUUCGCGAUCUCUCGGACGACGACUUCCGGCUUCUCACGCGCAAGGGCGUGUUUCCGUACGAGUACGUCGACAGCGUCGAGAGAUUGCGGGAGACGCGUCUCCUGCCGCGCGAGUCCUUCUACAGUUCUCUGACCGGCGACACCGUAUCGGAGAGCGAUUACGCGCACGCGACGCGCGUCUGGAAGCGAUUUAGCGUCGAAAUCCUGGGCGAGUAUAGCGAUCUCUAUCUGAAGACCGACGUUCUUCUGCUCGCGGACGUGUUCGAAAAUUUUCGCGCCGCUUGUUUGGAGAGUUACGGUUUAGAUCCCGCGUACUACUUCACGCUGCCGGGAUACACGUGGGACACGAUGCUUAAGUACACGGGAUACACGGGGGUCCGUUUCGAGCUGCUCACCGAUAUCGAUAUGAUGAUGUUCGUGGAACGCGGAAUACGCGGCGGUCUGAGUCAGUGCUCCAACAGAUACGCUCGCGCUAACAACAAGUACAUGAGCGCGUACAAUCUGUCGCGACCGUCGAUCUAUCUGAUGUAUCUCGAUAUCAACAAUCUGUACGGUUGGGCGAUGUGUCAGCCGUUGCCGUACGAGCGAUUCGAGUGGGUCGACGAUCUCGAGAGACUCGACGUGAUGUCCGUGCCGGAGGACUCGACCGUUGGCUACAUUCUCGAGGUCGAUCUCGACUAUCCGGCCGACGCGCACGACGCCCACGCCGAUCUACCGUUUUGUCCCACGCGCGAUAAGCCGCCAGGGAAGCGGCAGAGCAAACUCCUAGCCACGCUGUACGAUAAGCGCCGAUACGUCACGUACUAUCGCAAUCUGCAGCAGUGCGUUCGUCUGGUCUGCGUACGACCAUGGAGAACAUGCGCAAUCGCGUGGACGUUCGACUCGCGACUCGAUGGGACGGGCGAUUCGGAGCCGAGACGCUCCAAGCCGAAUUUUCACAGUAGAAGCGUAUUCUCGGAGAAUCUCAUGGCCGUGGAAUUGCGCAAAUUGGAGGCGAAGAUCGACAAACCGAUCUACGUAGGCAUGUUGAUUCUCGAUAUAUCCAAGAUUCGUCUCAUAGAGUGCGAGGACGCGUACGAGCGAAUGAAGCGCGACAUCGAUAGAUUCGACACGAGCGAUUACGCCGUCGACAAUCCAUACGGCGUGCCGCGCGCGAAUAAGAAGGUUCUCGGUCUGAUGAAGGACGAGAACAACGGCGCUCUCAUGCUCGAGUUCGUCGGACUCAGAGCGAAGAUGUACGCGUUGCGAGUCGAGGGUAGGGGCGACACUAAGAAGAGCAAGGGCGUGAGGAGCAGCGUCGUCGCGAGAACACUGACGUUCGAUGAUUACGAACGCUGUCUGAGACGCGAGAUCGAGAUGACUCGCGAGCAGUCGUGCCUGAGAUCCAAGUUACACGAGGUGUACACCGUGCGCGAGUCGAAGGUCGCGCUCAGUCCGUACGACGAUAAGCGCUACGUCGUGCCGGAUUCGACCGACACUCUGCCGUGGGGGCACUACAGGAUACCUCUGUGAGGAGAGCCACGGAUAGAUCUUAAGCGCUAUGCGACGUAUUUUUAUAGA
This is a messenger RNA of Camponotus floridanus (Florida carpenter ant), 2184 nucleotides long. RefSeq lists its product as uncharacterized. Gene Ontology annotation, biological process: DNA replication. The coding region runs from base 1 to 2136 and encodes 711 amino acids. Gene Ontology annotation, molecular function: DNA binding; DNA-directed DNA polymerase activity; nucleotide binding. The record is from RefSeq and is a predicted model, not a curated record. NCBI's taxonomy places the organism in Eukaryota, Metazoa, Arthropoda, Insecta, Hymenoptera, Formicidae. The transcript is spliced from 4 exons.